GACGGCGCCAGAUGUGCAGUGUCAUUCAGCUGUAUGAGGACGGAGGGGGGGCUGUUUAUGUUAUUUGGAAAACAAGACACACACUGUGUAUGCUUUAUGCCCUUUUUCAGCACGGGAGUAGCAGCUUGUUGGAGUGAGUGUGCCGCUGUCUCUGCGCUCUGACCGGAGGGGGCUGGCUCUCCCUGAUUGAAUCCAGCUGUUGUGAAUGUGCUCGGUGGGGGCCAAGUCAAUUUGCAUUGCUAAAUAAUGUGUAGAGCCGACAGAGUGGAGCAGAAACCGAACAGUCCAUUUUGAAAAGGCAUUCCUGCGACACUUGGUCAAUGUACCGAAGCUGCAGCUCGACCAGACAGCGGUUAAUGAGAACCUGGUCUCGGCUUUCGCGUAAAGGCGCAUAGUUGGGGGGUGGCGAGGGGAUUUGGGGAGAAUUUACGGGUCGUCUAAAUCUUUCUUUUGAGAAACCAUAAACCAUGCUUUUUGAAAGACGUGGCUUCAGGUUUUGCUCUUCUGCAAGGAUGUUGUCAGCUCUGGUAUUUAUUCUGCUUUGCAUCCAGCCUGGACAUGGACAGACCUGCACAGAUGGUUUUGCAUAUGACCACAGGGCGAGACAGUGUGUGGAUGUGGAUGAGUGCCGUACCCUGCCAGAUGUUUGCCGAGGAGACAUGCGCUGCGUGAACCAGAACGGAGGCUACCUGUGCAUCCCGAGGAGCCUGUACAACCAGCCGUACAGGCCGGAGACCCCGGCCCUGCCUGAGCCAGUUUACCCGGACCCGUCGGGUGGAGGCGCCUUCGUCCCAGCUCCUCCGAGGUCUGUGGAGCCCAGCUACCCCAGAGUGAGGACCACUGCGCAGUGCAUCCUGGGAUAUACUGCUGCAGAGGAUGGCACCUGUAACGACAUCGAUGAAUGUGAGACAAACUCUCAUCACUGUAACCCCACCCAGGUCUGCAUCAACACAGCAGGUGGCUACACCUGUUCCUGCACUGAAGGAUUCUGGCUCAUUGGGGGCCAGUGCCAGGAUAUUGAUGAAUGUCGCUAUGGUUACUGCCAACAGCUGUGUGCCAACGUCCCCGGCUCUUAUUCCUGCUCCUGUAACCCCGGCUUCAUCCUCAACCCGGACAGCAGGACCUGUCAAGAUGUGGAUGAGUGUGAAGAUGAGCCGUGCAGUCACGGCUGCUUCAAUACCUACGGCUCCUUCAUGUGCAACUGUGACGAGGGAUUUGAGUUGGCGGCCGACGGUACUUCUUGCAUCGACUUGGAUGAGUGCAGCUUCUCUGAGUUUCUGUGUCAGCACAGAUGUGUGAACACCCCCGGCUCCUUCUCCUGCAUCUGUCCGCCUGGAUAUUACGUAUAUGAGGACGGCAGGAGUUGUGAAGAUAUCAAUGAAUGUGACACUGGUAACAACACCUGUACAACAGCACAAGUAUGUUUCAAUUUCCAGGGAGGCUAUACAUGCCUGGAUGCUUUACAGUGUCACUCUCCUUACAUCGAAGUUAGUGACAAUCAGUGUAUGUGUUCAGCUGAGAACCCUGCCUGCAGGGACAAACCCUUCACUAUUCUGUACCGACACAUGGACUUAUCGUCGGGGCGCAGUGUGCCUGCAGACAUCUUCCAGAUGCAGGCCACCACGCGCUACCCCGGCGCCUUCUACAUCUUCCAGAUAAAGUCGGGCAACGAAGGACGGGAGUUUUACAUGAGGCAAACCAGUAAUGUGAGCGCCACGCUGGUCUUGUCCCGGCCAAUCAAGGGGCCCAGAGAGUUGGUCCUGGACUUGGAGAUGGUCACGGUCAACAACGUCAUCAACUUCAGAGGCAGCUCCAUCAUACGUCUGACGGUAUUUGUCUCCGAGCACCCGUUCUGAGCGUCCCAAACGGACGUCGGCGCCCAGCAAAGAAUCAAGCUGCACUCGUCUGCUGCAGCUGAUGUAAUGUUCGUAUGAGACAGCUCAUCACCCUUUUUUUCUUUUUUUUUUUUAAGUCAUUAUGUCAUCCUCAAUAAAGACACGUCCGAUAAAGACUCAGCCAGGUCCAGCUGAUGGGAAAGCAUCCCUGUGCUCGAAUCCCCACCCUGGUUUAAUGGACACUGAGCUUUUUAUGGCUGCGAUAAGGACUUUCGACACAGAGAUAUAUUUAUGGUGUACAAUUUCUGACAUCCUCUAUUUAGAAAAUGACCUGAAAAUGAUAGAAAUUACCCUCACUCAAGUAUAUAUAAAUACAAGUUAAACCCUUUUUCUUUUUUUUCUCACAAGUUUCCCCAGUUGUCUGUGAAUUUUCAUCCCUUCAGAUAAGCUGUGAAAACGACUUUCAUAUGCCUGAAUUCAAAUGCUGUCCUUGCAUCAUGCAUGCCAUCAGAUCAUUGUCCUGUUUUGUUUUUUUAUGAGACGGGAGGAGAGCCGGGUAAAUGAUGUAACAACCAGUCAUUAACUGAAUUAUUGAUCACAGUUUCUUUUAGACCAAUAAAUGUCUUCACCACACAACUGUCCCUGGCAUGAGCAAGUCCCCUGAACUCCUGAAAGUACACCUCAUUUACAACCGCACAGUGCCGUAUUAGCACUGUGCCCAUUUUUGGGAGGAGCAAACAAAAAUUGGGAUUAUAUGAAUUAUCAAAUUUUGAAGGCGCUACACCACAUUUGUAGGAUUUGGGCACACAAUAUAAACAAUAAAUGUUUUUUAAUGACAUAACUGUCCCUGGCAUGAGCAGGCCCCUGAACAUCUGACACUAUAGGAAGAAAAAAAAAAAAAGGGAUUACAUUGUCAUAUUUUCGGGGUAUUAUCACAAAUUGUGUGAUUAUUCAUAACAAAUGUUGGGGACACAGAUUUGGGGGUGAUGUAACAAAUAAAAUGGGAUUAUAUAAAAUUAUAUAUUGUGGGGUUUGGGAUGAAUAGAACAAUUUUGGGUUCAUUUGAGCAAUUUUUAAAGCACCAUACCAAUUUUUCUAUAACAAAACAUAGGAUUAUAUAAAUUCAAAUAUAUAAAAUUUUAGGGCGGCUAUGGUAAAUAUGUGGGAUUUGGAUGCAUAAUAACAACCAUACAUGUCUUCACAUGACUGUCCCUGCCAUAAGCAGGACCUAGAACUCCUGAAACUACAGGUAAUUCUGGGAUUAUUGUGUAAUAUUUUGUGGGGAUUAUAACAAAUAAUAGGAUCAAAUCUGAUAACAAAAUUUGGGAACACUACAAUACCCAUAUCCCAAAUUUGAGAGUAUCAAUCAGCAAAUGUUGGGUGCACUAUACCAAAUUUGGGUAAUUUAGCAAACUCCCCACACAACUCUUCUGAACUCUUGACACAUACUGUAUACAGCUAAUUUGGUGAUUUUAAUGUAAUAUUUCCAAGGGACUAUAACAAAUAUUUGGACAAUAUCAAAUAGCAAUUACAAUUUGGGGACACUUUACCAUAUUUGGGGGUUUAUCAAUGCUAGAGCACUGUAGAAAAAUUUUGAAUUAUAUCAGUUAACAAUAUUUGGUGCUGCUAUACCAUUUUUUUUGAAUUUAUUUUGGCAUACUCUAUACCCUACUAUUUUGGGACCAUAACAAACGACAAUCUUUUGGGGCAACUUCAAACUUGGAGAUUUGUGUGCACAAUAACAAUUUUUAGGAUUAUAACAGAGAACGUUUGAACACUCAAUUUGAGGGAUUUGGGAAUAGUGAGACCGGGGAUAGUUGGAACACGGGUCAGUUGGAACAUGUCCAAUUUCUCCAAUCAGGAACAAGUGUCCAAUCCCCUGAUUCACUCUAAACAUGCUCUGUUUAAGUCCUAAAUACACAUGUGAAGAAUUAACCCCCUGUGAUAGACACUGCACAUUUUAGAAAGAUUUUUUUUUUUUUUUUUUUUUUUUUUCUUCUUUUUGUGAUAGCUUUGCAGUUCAACUCAACAAACUUACAUCUUGUUUAUUGUGUGUCUUUAUGGAUAUCUUUCAUGCAGGUUGUUAGUGCUAAUGUUUUUAGCUGUUAGCUGUGAAUUAAACUAGUUCAUGACAA
Perca fluviatilis (European perch) is the source of this 3970-nucleotide messenger RNA. It is a transcript of the gene fbln5, whose product is annotated as fibulin 5. Gene Ontology annotation, molecular function: calcium ion binding. The transcript is spliced from 11 exons. Bases 468 to 1856 code for a protein of 462 amino acids. NCBI's taxonomy places the organism in Eukaryota, Metazoa, Chordata, Actinopteri, Perciformes, Percidae. The record is from RefSeq and is a predicted model, not a curated record.